Molecule: messenger RNA, 4725 nt
Organism: Xenopus tropicalis (tropical clawed frog)
Lineage: Eukaryota; Metazoa; Chordata; Amphibia; Anura; Pipidae
Gene: prickle1
Product: prickle planar cell polarity protein 1
Exons: 8
Coding region: 598-3099 (833 amino acids)
Cellular component (GO): plasma membrane
Molecular function (GO): zinc ion binding
Source: RefSeq, a predicted model, not a curated record
GAGCUAGUGUUUGGGCUGUUAGACUUAUGUUAGAACAUUAGGUAAAAGUGUUUCCAAGUCUUGUAUUGCCUUUCAGAAGAAGUGUCAAGAUGAAUAAGAUGGGGGGAAAAUUAGUUGGAAAUUCAAAGCCCAAAAGAGCAAUUAGUCAAGUUGUAAGAGUUGCAGGAACAGUUCUGUUAGGAAAGAAAGGGGGACCUCUAUCUUCAUAAUCUACAGAAAGAGCCAAUCCAGCACAAAUGUGUGAAAAUGCAGAGAACCUAGGAAAAACAAGCAUGGACUAAAGUCAAUAUGGGACUGCUUACCCUGGCAAUGCGCUGUUAUUUUGUGGGAUUUAAACAUUGCUCACAUGCCUGGUCCUCAAACCAAAGGAGUUUGUCCUGCGGAGCAGCGUUGGCAGCACUGUAACAAGCAGUCUCCAAAGCCUAGCAUUCUGGAUGGAAAUUGUUUAUAUUGAGUGGAAAAAAAUGAAGCAAAACAAAUAUUGUGCUAUGAAGGCUGGCAUUCUAAGAAGCUUUCACAUCUAACUAUUGCAUUAUCGUUCUCAUUUGUGAUCACUGAGCGAUUGAUGAGCUGGAACGACCCAUAACAACUGUAUACAUGCCUUUGGAAAUGGAUCAGAAAAUUAGCAAGCAUACUUUUGGGUGCCAGCGAAGUUCCACUUCAGAUGAUGACUCUGGUUGUGCCAUGGAAGAAUACACAUGGGUUCCUCCAGGUCUUCGGCCUGAACAGGUUCAGCUAUACUUCGCUUGCCUGCCUGAAGCGAAAGUCCCCUAUGUAAAUAGUGUUGGUGAGAAGUGUAGGAUCAAGCAGCUCUUGUACCAGCUCCCUCCACAUGACAAUGAGGUGCGAUAUUGUCAGUCAUUGAGUGAAGAAGAAAAGAAGGAAUUGCAGAUGUUUAGUGCACAACGCAAAAAGGAGGCCCUUGGCAGAGGAAAUAUUAAGAUGUUAUCACGGGCUGUGAUGCAUGCUAUGUGUGAAAAGUGCGGAGAGAAGAUUAAUGGAGGUGAAAUUGCAAUUUUUGUUUCAAGAGCUGGCCCGGGGGUGUGCUGGCACCCAUCAUGCUUUGUUUGUUCCACAUGUAAUGAGCUACUUGUUGAUCUCAUCUACUUCUACCAAGAUGGAAAAAUACACUGUGGAAGGCACCAUGCUGAACUACUUAAGCCAAGAUGCUCGGCUUGUGACGAGAUAAUAUUUGCAGAUGAGUGCACUGAAGCUGAAGGUCGCCAUUGGCACAUGAACCAUUUCUCUUGCUACGAGUGUGAAACAGUGCUUGGGGGACAGAGAUACAUCAUGAAAGAUGGUCGGCCAUUUUGCUGUGGUUGCUUUGAGUCUCACUAUGCAGAGUACUGUGAAUCCUGUGGAGAACAUAUAGGAGUGGAUCACGCACAAAUGACCUACGAUGGGCAACACUGGCAUGCUACAGAGACCUGUUUUUCUUGUGCCCAGUGUAAAGUUUCACUACUGGGUUGCCCUUUCUUACCCAAAAAGGGGCGGAUUUAUUGUUCCAAAGCUUGCAGUUUGGGAGAGGAUGUGCAUGCAUCGGACUCAUCUGACUCUGCCUUUCAGUCUGCAAGAUCAAGAGAAUCUAGAAGAAGUGUACGAAUGGGCAAGAGUAGCAGGUCUGCUGAUCAGUGCAGACAAUCUCUGCUAUUAUCUCCUGCUUUAAAUUAUAAGUUUCCAGGAAUGUCUGGCAAUGCUGACGAUACUCUGUCUAGGAAGAUGGAUGAUCUCAGUAUAUCAAGGCAAGGCGCAGGAUUUGAUAAUGACUUCUGGAAAGCAAGAGAUGAGCAGGAGACUCCAGAGGACCACGAAGAAUGGGCUGAACAUGAUGAUUAUAUGACUCAGUUGCUCCUGAAAUUUGGAGAAAAGGGUCUGUUUCAGCAGGCACCCGAAGAUAAUAGAUCUAAUGAGCACUGGAUGUCCGACAAUAUCAAAGGCAAAAAUGAUUUACAGAGAAACAGCCGUAAUCAAAGCUUAGCUAGUAAAAAAUAUCAAAGUGAUAUGUACUGGGCCCAGUCACAGGAUGGACUUGGAGAUUCUGCAUAUGGUAGCCAUCCUGGUCCUGCUAGCAGCCGAAAGCUACAAGAACUGGAUAUGGAUCAUGGAGCUUCAGGUUACAUGCAUGAGAAGAUGCCAUGGUAUAAACGUUCAUUGGAAUGUUUGUCGGAUAAUCUGAAACCCCAGAAUGAGAACAUCUGCGACUCUAUGGAUUCUUUAGCACUGUCUAAUAUAACAGGAGCAUCCGUGGAUAGAGAAAACAAGCCACGACCUUCACUAUUUUCCUACCAGAAUUUUCAAGACCUAAAUACCAGGGAUUGUGAGAAAAUGAGCAAUAUGGGAACUCUUAAUUCAUCCAUGCUGAACAGAAGCACAGAGUCUUUGAAAAGUUUAAAUUCUGAGAUUUGCCAGGAAAAGCCACCCCCAGAGGAGAAGCCGAUGCACACGUCUGCACUCAGAAGGUCCAAAUCCCAGACACGGCCUCAGGUCAAAUUUUCAGAUGACGUAAUUGAUAAUGGAGACUGUGGUAGCAUAGACAUCCGUCAGCCACCCAUGAGCGAAAGGAGUCGGAGAAGAGUUUACAACUUUGAAGAGCGAAGCCAAAGGCCUCAUCAUCACCGGCGGCGGAAAAGCAGGAAAUCUCGUUCUGAAAAUGCACUUCAUCUUGCUACAGAAAGCAAGCCAUCCGGGAGAGAAAGAAAUCCUCGUUUUUACACUGCAGAGGAUUAUGAGAAACUUUUUCAUAAUAGAUCUGCUCAUGAGGUCCAGGCGUAUAUUCAAAAUGCUGACCUCUUUGGACAAUACCCAAAUGCUGCUUCUAAUUUUGGACUGCCCAGCCAAGUUGUGGAUAAAUUCCUUGGGUUAUAUGGUGAAGAUGAAGAUUCUUGGUGCUCAACCUGUUCCUCAUCCUCUUCUGAUUCUGAAGAGGAGGGCUAUUUUCUUGGCCAGCCUAUUCCCAAGCCCCUGCCACAGAGAUAUCAGUAUUUUUCCGAUGACUUGUGUAGUCCAACAAAUGCACUAUCCAGUUCUCAGUUUAGUCAAAGGACCACUAAAUCCAAGAAGAAAAAGGGGCACAAAGGCAAAAACUGCAUUAUUUCCUAAGACUUUUUGUUUGUCGGAUCAUUCCCAAUCAUUUUAAAGUCCUGUGAAAAUUGCAUACUGACAUCAUCAGCCCAAAACAGAACAAAAGUGUUUCUUCCCUUUGUAAUUUAUCCCAUUGUGAAAUGCGUUGCCAAUGUGCCAAACAAUCCAAGUGGUGUUUACAUUGAACAGUUACCAUUGAUGGUUUUCGCAGAAUUAAGGAGUGGGUCCCAGGUUUACAUUUGAAGGUUUGAUGUUUUAGAUCAUAGGGCACCAUGCUGUAGUUUAACAUUAGGCUUGCUAGCAUAUGCUUUCAAUUUUAACCGUCAUGAAAUGUGCAGAAGACUCCACUAUUUUUGUCCACUGUUGACUCAAAUGACUAUUUGAACAGAUUCCUUAAUUGCCUUUCUUUUUUAUAUUGUUCUAGUGUUUAUAAUUCAAAGUCUGAAUUUACACAUCACUAUGGUUUGUUUUCCCAUGAUUUGUAUUCAUUUGCUUGGUAUAUUGGACUGAUUUCAGUAUGCAUUCUUUUUUCAGUUAUCCAUUUUUAAAUAUCUUAAACACCUACUGUAUAAUUGUCUAGCUCACAGCCUACUCACUCUCCCAGCAUCCCUCAGCAGCCUUAAUGGAAUUGCCUGGUAAGUUGCAGUUUUCAGCCAAAUUAGUCCGUUUUUGGCAUUUGUGAGUGUGGCCUAAAACAUUCAUUCUGAGUCAAGAAUUUAUAUUGGCAGAACAAGUAUUAAAUCACCCAGGUGCUGUGAAAGGUGCCUAUUUGGGUGAUCCCUCAGAAAUUGGCCUUUAUUUACACGCAGUCUGCUUUUGCAGCCCUUGGGCAAACCAGUUGAGUUUCUCCACUUUUAGCCCAUGUAUGUCCUGCUGUAGGAUGCUGGGGAGAUGAAGUUGCAGCUUCCAGUGGGAAGGGUGUGACUCUGGCAUGCUUGGCCUAUUGCUAUGCACAUGCUGAUGGUAAACGUAGAGGACAAUGGCACACAGGGAGCAUUUUGCCCCCCUCCCCGCCCACUAAUCAUUGCGGGAACAGAACACUUGGAACCUGGCCUUGUGCCACUACCCUAAUCAUCUUUGCAUUUCCUAGAAAACCUUUACACCAAGCUAAAUGUAGUAUAUUUUGCUGCAAGUUAUUUAUAAUGUAGCCUUUUAAUAAAUCCAGCUCUAAUUUAAUUGUGCAAAUAAUAAUUGUAUAUAUUGUAUAUGUUAAAUGCAGAACCUGUUAUUUUUAUAUCACGCAUCUAUAAGAUAUCACUGACAAAAGGCCUCUCCGCUGUGUAAGAUUUCUCUUUCCUGUGUUUUUUUUUUUUUAAUGUCCUAUGUUUUUACAAUACGCCGUCACAUUUUUGCAGUAUUUGAUUAUCAGGGAUCUGCUCCCUUGUUAUUGCUUGUUCUAUGCUGGAGAGGCAUUGGUGUAAAUACUAAAUCCCACAGGGAAUAUUUCCAGGUUAAUUUAUGGCUCAAUAUAACAAUUUUAAGGUUGAACAGGAAAAAUGAAAACCUUAAUUUUAUUGGAUGAACCAUAGUCCUAGGUAUUCCUUUUAAACUCAUGUUUAGGUGCCUCAUUGUAUUGUUCCAGUAUUUCUUAAAGACUGAGUCAGUUCUCUGAAUUAAAAUAAAACCAAUUUACCAUGCUUUUAA